UCUCCGAUGGUGCAGAACAGCCAUGGCGGCCGACGAUAAAGUUGCCAUCCUCACUGAUGACGAGGAGGAGCAGAAGAGGAAGUACGUGCUUGCAGACCCCUUCAAUGGCCUUGCCAGGGAACAAGACCCGCCUUCCAACGAGACGCCCUCCUCCACGGAGACAGCUGCUGUUCCCCAGGAGGAGACGGACUGGAUGGAGCGGCACUGUGUUAAAAUCAACAACGACCUCCUCAUCUCCAAGGUCUUCUAUUUCUUCUUUUACUCUGCCUAUGGUUCUCUCUACCCACUCCUGCCUGUGUACUAUAAACAGCUGGGGAUGUCGCCCAGCCAGAGCGGCUUGCUCGUAGGUAUCCGCUAUUUCAUCGAGUUCUGCAGUGCGCCCUUUUGGGGUGUCGUCGCGGAUCGAUUUAAAAAGGGCAAAAUCGUCCUCCUCUUUUCUCUUCUGUGUUGGGUCUCAUUUAACCUGGGCAUUGGCUUUGUCAAACCUGCGACCUUGAGGUGCGUCCCAAAGAUCUCCCCAACAACUCCCCCUGCCAAUUCGAGUCACCCGUUAACCGUCAUGCCGGCGGAGUCUCCCACCCCCUCUCCCGCAACCACGUCCCCAAGGAUGCGUGCGAAAAGGGACCUGCUUUCUUCCAGCUGGCCUGUGACGCCUAACGUCACAGAAAUGACUACCUUCCCAGCAGUUGUCGCGAAGACCGGUGCCCCCACUCUUCAACCUCAGACCGAUCAAACCACCACCCGUAUAGCGAACUCCGUCUUGAACCCGAGCACGGCCACACUGGCCCACCCGGGAAAUGGAGCUAAGGAGACAACCACCUCCGUCGCCGCCACCACCAAAGCUGUACCUUCCGACCAAGUCGCGCUCCUGUAUGAUCAGCAAGAGGUGGAAGCUAUAUUUUUGGUGAUCUUGGUGGUUGUCAUCAUAGGGGAAUUUUUUAGUGCUUCUUCUGUCACAAUUGUGGACACAGUCACCCUUCAGUAUUUGGGCAAACACAGAGAUCGCUACGGGCUGCAGCGCAUGUGGGGCUCCCUGGGCUGGGGCCUGGCCAUGCUGUCUGUGGGCAUCGGCAUUGACUACACCCACAUGGAAGUGCCCAUCGAUGGCAAGGGGUGCAGGCCCCCCGAGUAUCGUAACUACCAGAUCGUCUUCAUCGUCUUUGGAGUUCUCAUGACCAUGGCCUUGAUCGUAGCCACCCAGUUCCGCUUCCGUUAUAACCACUUCAAGAACGAUGAGAAUAAAGGGAGAGAGGUGGAGAUCCCUCAGGUGGAGAGAAACAGCUCCACGGAGACCCCGGAGGAGACGCCAACUGCCACCAGCCACUCGCAGGCCUUCAGCUUCUGGGACCUCAUCAGACUACUUUGCAGCGUGCAGUACGGCUCCGUGUUAUUUGUGGCUUGGUUUAUGGGCUUUGGAUAUGGCUUUGUAUUCACCUUUCUCUACUGGCACUUGGAAGAUCUCAAUGGAACCACAACCCUUUUUGGGGUCUGUUCAGUACUGAGUCAUGUGUCUGAGCUGAUGGCUUACUUUUUCAGUCACAAGCUUAUUGAAUUGAUCGGCCACAUCAGGGUUCUGUACAUCGGGCUGGCCUGUAACACGGCGAGAUACAUCUAUAUUUCCUACCUUGAAAACGCCUGGAUUAUUCUCCCCAUGGAAGUUCUUCAAGGAGUGACACACGCAGCCAUCUGGGCGGCCUGCAUCUCCUACCUCAGUGCAGCUGUGCCCCCGGAGCUGAGGACGUCCGCCCAGGGCAUUCUGCAGGGCCUUCACCUGGGCUUGGGGAGAGGCUGCGGUGCCAUGAUCGGAGGCGUGCUGGUCAAUUAUUUCGGGGCUGCUGCUACCUUCCGAGGAAUUGGCAUGGCCUGCCUGGUGAUACUCCUGCUCUUUUCCCUGAUCCAGUGGCUGGCAGUGCCCGAGGAGGAAGAAGACAAGACAAUGCUGGCAGAAAGGAUUCCUGUCCCCUCCAGUCCCGUGCCCAUAGCAACCAUCGACUUGGUACAGCAACAGACAGAAGAUGUCAUGUCACGCAUCGAGCCCAGACUUCCACCCAAGAAAACCAAGCACCAGGAAGAACAGGAGGAUGUGAACAAGCCAGCCUGGGGGGUCAGCUCCUCCCCUUGGGUGACCUUGGUGUACGCACUCUAUCAGAUCAAAGAGAUGGUGCGGCUAGCCAGAGACAGCCGCGCUUCGGAGAUCCAGCCCUUACAGGCGACCAAUGAGAUUCGGGAACCUUUUCCAGCUGGUGGAGCCCAGCCUGAGCCCCAUUCUGAUCCAGCUACAAAGCAGUCACCCCCUCAGGCAGCAGCACCUCCAACACAGAACAGCCCUACUCGCCCAAGCACGGAGAAGAAUGCUGAGGAGGGCGGGGACCGGCAGGCUUCCACCGAGGGAGGACACUGAGGGGUCCUGUUCACUUCACACCCUGCAUGGAACUAGGCUCCUCUCGGGGGGAGAGAGGCCCGUCCACCCCAAGACACACCUCACCUCGAGGAGCACGGCACCAUGGAUGCCCCCAAACAUCUGAUCUCUCUCAUUAACAUGGAAACACAUCCGCACGCCGGGGCUCUGCAUACCUGCGAUCAGACGCGAGCUACUGUCCACAACGCCAUUCAUCUCAGAGAAGGGAAUGCAGUUCAGUGAGUACUGCCUGUGCACAGUUGGUUAGGUUAAGGGUGACUUGCCAUCAGAGAGAGAGUUGUAACCAGCAGUGAGGGGGAGGAAAUGUUGCAGGGUGAAAGUGGUCAUAAUUUCCCUCUUCUGAUUAUUUAUUUGAGUUAUUUAGCUCUCGAUGUAAACUGGGAAGAAACAGAGUCUGUAUAUAGUUUUGUUUCUCUUGAAGAGAACCAUUUAAAAAAAAAAAUCACAUGACGUAUUUAAGGAAAAUAACCAGGCAGAAGUUUGUAACGUAUAUAUGCUUUUGUUAAAAGAAAGUUUCGUUAGAAACUUGGCGUAUGUCUAGCAAAUCUAUUUUUAUAUGUGUAAGGUGUAUAAUGAAAGUGUCAGACCUUUGAGCAGCAAGAUCUGGUAUUGACAACUGCAAGUUUAGCUGAGCUUUAAAAUGCCUUUUGUUUUAAAUGGGCUUUAAGACUAGAAGAGGGAAUAUAUCGAGUUAACUAACCAACUCAGUACCCCAAGGCUUGACAGGGAAAGCGCCCCUACAUCUACAGUGAUGCUGUCCGUGGCCGUCCUCACUAUUUACAGCUUCAUAGUGAUUUGAGCUCCAGUUCGUUGAUGAAAUAAAACAAACCACUGAAUUCCUAAGGAUUUCUUUCCUUAAGUAGUACUAUUUACAAAUAACAGUAUAAGAUGUAAGUGCCUGGGGGAGGGAUACAAUUUUUUCAAGUUGCGUAAGGGUUUUGGUGAGAGGGACAGGGGAAAGUAGCAACACUGGAAUGGGCAGGACAGAAGCAUACUUUGUAGUUCCUAAGGACGUGAGCCUCCGUAUCUCCACUCCUGUGGAGACGUAGUCAGGCACUGGACAGUUCAGCUAUGGAUAAGCUAUUGUAUAUAUUACAGCUACAGUCAGAACAGUGACUGGGUGUGGUUCACACAUGAAGCUUGCUACUAACAGUGAAAGCUGAGGUUUCAUCCAGAGCCCCGGGGGAGAGGAAAGACUACCACAGCGGAAUGAAGGUCAGUCAGAGAGUGUGAGGUUCUGUGGAUGAGCACAGGAGCAAGGAGAGAACAGAGUGAAAGGUGAACGGCUCACCUUACCUCCGACCCUGACGACGCAGGGUCCAGGGUUUAGUGACAGUUUCUCCAUGACACACCGCUGGGAGCAGAGAUCUUACACGGGGACGUCCAGCCUCACCUCAAACACAGUUUAAAAAUAAACGAGUGGAAAGAGUUAAGUAAAUAGUUAUUUUUGCACUUGAACUGAAAUGUACUGUACUGUAAAUUAUCAUGCAUUUAAGUGACCUUUAAAAUCAGAUGUAUUUAUUAUGCUUAUGUAAUUAUAGAAAUUAAAAAAAAAAUGGGUGACAGACUGAUUUCCGCCUAUGAAUGUAUAGAAUGUGGAUUUGUGAAAUGGUAGCGAGUCAGAAACUUCUACUGUAUGUCGUGUUUACAGAUCUGAUUUAUUUCUUUGAAAAGCCUGCUGUUGACAUGUUGAAAUAAAAAUAAAGACUAUUUUAAGAUAUUAAAAUGCUUAGGAUGUGAGUAAACAGAAGUUCUCCACUCUAGAGCACGAGACAAAAUCCAACAGACCUUUGCUAGGAACUGUUUCCUGUGAGAGCUGAUUCAAUGCUGCUGUCAUCUCCAGCCUCGGAGAGUGGACGCCUUCAUGAAUUUGUGGACUUUGUGACUUUUUUCUGUCCUCAAAGUGCCAUAUGCCAUUAAAAAAUAUAUAUAUAUAUAUUAAAGUAAGUUCAAAUGAAA
This is a messenger RNA of Erinaceus europaeus (western European hedgehog), 4378 nucleotides long. RefSeq names its product major facilitator superfamily domain containing 6 (gene MFSD6). NCBI's taxonomy places the organism in Eukaryota, Metazoa, Chordata, Mammalia, Eulipotyphla, Erinaceidae. Bases 23 to 2401 code for a protein of 792 amino acids. Gene Ontology annotation, biological process: antigen processing and presentation of exogenous peptide antigen via MHC class I. The record is from RefSeq and is a predicted model, not a curated record. The transcript has 6 exons. Gene Ontology annotation, cellular component: plasma membrane.